Messenger RNA from Schistocerca gregaria, 5629 nucleotides. RefSeq names its product longitudinals lacking protein, isoforms H/M/V-like. NCBI's taxonomy places the organism in Eukaryota, Metazoa, Arthropoda, Insecta, Orthoptera, Acrididae. The record is from RefSeq and is a predicted model, not a curated record. Gene Ontology annotation, biological process: regulation of transcription by RNA polymerase II. Bases 3405 to 3860 code for a protein of 151 amino acids. Gene Ontology annotation, molecular function: protein binding. The transcript has 2 exons. Gene Ontology annotation, cellular component: nucleus.
UAAGGUCCAAUUAUAUGUGAUUUUAAUAUAAUUAAGUGUGUGAUUAAUUCACUCCCUGGCCUGAAAGGCCCCUAACAUGCAUCCAAGGGCUAAAAGGUUUGAGAUUUGUGACCCUCACAAAUUUCCCUGUGCAAAUACUUAUCACUGAUUGUUCAUUGAUUUGUAGAGCAGCUACUAUCUGACACUUCCUGAAAGUUUCCUAAGUGUGCAGCCUUGGUCUGCCCCUCUUGACUAAUUUCAUCACACAUUGUAAGGCACAUGAAGCUGAAGGAGUGGCUGGGGAGUGGCUGGCUCAAUACUAUAUGCAAGACACCCCAGAGCAGCAGAAGUGGCAACGAAGGAGAAGCCGACAGUGCCAGUGGUCGGCACUUGACUGCUCAGUUCGCAGCAUGGCGGUGAAGCAGCGACCACGAGAGGGAGUAUGCCGCUACAGAAACAGGCCUGUAGCAAUCCCUUCUGCUGCCUACCUUUCAAAUUACUUUUUAUAGUUUUUCACACAGAAAAAUUACAAGAUUUAGUCAAUAAACAAAAAAAUUAUUAUUAAUUCAGUUUGGAGAUGUAUUCUCACUCAUAUGCGGCAAAUGUACCAGAUACAAUCUACUAACAGUUGCCUUGUGAGCGAUAUCAGCAAUGUGGUCUCAUAUAUAACUAUUUUAUUCUGUGAUGUAGCAUGUAAAUUUUGUUCACAAGUUGGAUGAGUUAUUCUUGUAACAGAUAUAACGAGUAAUGUUUUGGUACAUUUGAUUUUUGAUGAACAAUAGGAAAGUUGCAUAUUAAAGAGUGUGCUAUUAUUUAACUGUCAUUUACAGGUCUUUUACUUACAGGUCUGAGGAUAGUUCAUGUGUAUCACAACUAAUCAGUUAAUAAAAAAAAUGAGCUAGACAAUAACCUGUUUUACAGUGAGCGAGCACAGAUCUUCUUUGUGGGCAUUGCCAAUUUUUGUAUAAUUUUGUUACGUGAUUGCAUUUGCCUCAAAUUUGAUGUUUUGUUAUUGUUAGGUGUGUCAGGGUGUUUAUGUGGGGGAAUUUUUUUGAUGCAUCCCAGACCAUUUUAAUACAAAUUAUGUUUCAUACUUUUUUGCAUUUUUGUAGUAAGUGAAAUAAAUUUUAUUUUACUUGGUGUACAGAACACUAUACAAAAUUAAAAUACUACAGUUACAAUGAACUUAAUUGGUACUUGAGUGAUUGAGACGGUCAAAAGAUAAUUAUGCUGUUAGAUGUAACCAUAACACAAAUAUUAUUAUACGUAUCUUACUAAGACACAUUGGCGCAGAGCAAAUUUGUAUUAUGGAAAUCACAGGAAAUUAUAUUACAUGUUAAUACACAAUAUUUACUAAAGUUUAAAAGUUCAAGAAAUCACCCAAGUGUUUUUGUUGUUUAUAAAGCAUCACUAUUAUUUACAUUUAGCUAAGAAGUACUAUUUAUCAGAAUUAUAGAUGCUGCCUCAGUUACACUGCUGAGUUAUAAGUUUUAGGAUGAACAACAAAAAGUAGUUUACCAAGGAAAAAGAAUACAUAAGCAAUUCUAUUCAUGUUUUUAAAAUAUUAUAUCAACACUUCAGAUCCAGUUUUUCUUUCCCAAUAUGGCUCGUGAUAUUGUUGAGCGAUUCCUGCAGGAGAGUAGUGUAGAUGUGCAGACGUAGCCGCCAUUGUCCAGCUGCCAUCUCUUCAAAAUUUAUUUUGGGGAAUAGGUUAUGUUACCAAAUGCCUGUUUGACACUUGCAGAAUUUAAGGGAGUGAUAAGUUUCUGAAAUAGCUGGGUUUCUUCAAAACAGAGUGUGACUUCAAACUGAAUAGAUGAUGUUUCAUUAAAACAACUGGAGUAGUAAAUGAGAUAAAACAUUUACAGUUUGAGUCAACCAUAAGGUAUAUUAAGUUGCAUUUUUUUAUACAGUAAUUAUGAGAAUGAACUUGAAAGAAAACAAAUGCUUAAAGGUCAGAUGGGGGGACCUGUUGAAAUCUGCACUCCAGUAUACUGUAACAAAAUUGUACUCUGCUAGAAAUCAGAUGUCUAGAUUUACACAUGUUAUGCUCCAAGCGUUUGUUAGUAUUGUUCUUCAGUAUGUAAGCACAAGUUUGUGUCAUUCUUGUAAUUAAUUCCUACUUCCUUGAACUGUCACCAUCAUGGAAACUACCAUUGUACUUCUGAAUACAGAGUCACUGAUAAAACUGUCAGAAAUGGAGAACUGCCACUUACAGUGCACAGACCUGCCUGAUUGGCAGUGAGGAGUACUACAGGAAAUACAUCAGCAUUUCACACAAACAAUUACUACAAGUCAGCAGCAGUGACCUACUUUAAUUUCUCUGGGCACCUGCAUCAAAAUAUUUGAUACUGUCUUCACAUACUUCUGUAAAUGGUUAAGGGACCUAAAAUGGAUUGAUGCGAAGAACUCAAAAUCUUCAUAAGUGGUAUAAGAAAUGGAAAUAAAUUGCUGAGUGAUGAUUUGGAAAUCUACAAUGAUGACAUUGUCCAAAAGCUUCUCCAAAGUGGAAUGGCCAUUUCAGUAACAACAUAAAUAUUUAGUAAAUUCUGGAACAUUUUCUGUAAUAAAAAAAAUCCAUUAUUUACAUUUGCAAUAUUUCCCUUUGAUUUCUGGGACCAAAAUAUUAUUAAUAUAAAUGUGAAUUAAGUUGAUUGCAGUAUAAUAAUGUAUGUAUUAAUUCAACAGUGAAAAAUUUAGGAUGGAAUGUAGCAAUAUUAUGAAAAGGAUAGUUGCUACUUAGCACAUAGUAACACAGUCAACUGUAUGUGCACAAUUGGUGGAAUUUGCAUACAACCUCAUUGCUACUCCCUCGGAUAGAAAAAACAUCACUGUUACGGCAAAUGUAAUCAAGCAAAGUAAUAUAUAAUUAGUAAGAAGGCACUUGAUGGACAUUUUGUCAAACUAAAGAGUGAUAUUAAGACAUGACAAUAGUAAUCCAACAUCUCUGAGUCAAUUUUCAUCAUCAUUUGUGUGUUACGCAUUGUUGUUAAUUUAUAAUGACUUCUGGUUAGGUACUCUAAUGGUUAUUGUGCUCUACAUUCAUGCAUUAUAAAUCAUUUUUUAACCUACUCAUCCUGGAGAUAAUUGGAUUAACAUAAGAUUGUUUGCACAUUAGGUCAGGUUCUCAAAAUUUCUGGAACAGCAACUGUAACUGCAGUUUGAAGGAAAAUAUCUGACAUGGAUUAUCUGUAAUUCAAAAAUGAUUGAACAUUUGUCUGUGCAGAACUUUUGAGAAUCAUUACUUUAGUGGCUGAAGAUAGUCAACUCGCAGAAAAUUUUUUUCUCUGUUGUUCCAAAGAAAUCAGACUUCGCUUGUAAGCGAUAUCACUGUGGUAUCUCAGUCAGCGUUAUAUGAGAGUUCCAAGUCUCUUGAGGACAGCUAGAUAGGAUGGAUGAGAGCAAUAGGGUUCAGCUGAGAUGGAAUGAACAUCAAGUUACUUUGGCAACUGUUUUUGAUGCCCUGUUGUGCUGAGGGGCGACAUUUAAGAGCACACAAGAUAAUUCUUUCAGCUUGUAGUCCAUAUUUUAAGCAGCUGUUCAUUGAAAACUAUGAGAAGCACCCAAUUAUUAUUCUGCAUGAUGUAAAAUACGAUGUGCUGAAGGCUUUCAUGGAUUUUAUGUACCGUGGUGAACUAAAUGUACCGCAAGAGCAGCUUACUGGUGUUCUUAAGCUCUCAGAGUCCCUUCGGGUGAGGGGACUAUCCGGCAGUGGACUUGUGGAUGAUGUCAAAAUGCAGAAAGGCUGUGGAAGAAAUGCACAGUCAGUACCUGUAGAAACUAUCCCAUCCCAUCCCAUCCCAUCCCAUCCCAUCUUGCUUCUGUGUCACGCUUUACCUCAGGUCAGAACGAGCCAGAAGGGAUGGUGCAGUCAUUUAUAGAAUGCUCUCCAUGUGUGUCAUCUCAGGAAGGAGGUUCUAUGGAAGUAGACUCCAUUUCUAAAGCAAUUAGAAAGUCGAGAAAAAAUAUUAAUCACUCUGGUUCUGAACAGGGAACACACCAAAAUGCACUUUAAGAAGUCAUUACUCCUGAUUUUGAUAGUGUGCAACUUCCAUCUCAAAGGCAAGUACUGCCCACAACCACCAACUCAACUGGUAGACCAGUUCAUAGCUCAUCUCGGGUGCUAAAAACGUUACUGUCCGGUAGCCACACCACUGUAUGUUUGUCGUCAUACACCCCAGUUCUUCUUUAGUCUACAUGUAGUGAGUUGCAGAGCUCCAGAGGAGAAAUAGCUGUUAAAGAGCAAUUUUUAAUAGCAGAAGCAGUAUUAUCUGACAAAAGGUCAGCAAGUCUGAGUUCACAGCAGGAAGUGGUAUCACUAGAAACCAAACCUGAGAGCCUUGACAAUAACAUGGAAAUUGCAGAAGACCUUACUCUUGAUGUUGACGAUGAUUAUCGUGAUGAUUGGAACGGUGCUGAAGUUUGCAUUGGUGAAGUCGGAACAGUUAGUGAAAGUCUUUAUGUAUGAAGAGAAUUUUCAAUAUCAAGGAAUUCACAAUUAGAAUUCACCAUUUGGUGCUGAUAUUUUUGGUAAAAUGACUCAGGCUGUAUUAGAAAUCGGUUUAGUUGUAAUUCUUAUGGAAAGUCUUAUAAGAAUCCAUCAGGUCUCCAGAGGCACAAGAGGCUACAGUGUGGUAAAUAACCGCGUUAUCAGUGCCCUCGAUGCGACUAUCGGUGCGCUAAGAGUGAUAAUUUAAAAACACACGUGGCUACUCGCCGUUGUCGGGUGCAGAAAAAGUGAGCAAUUUUUGAAGCUGAUGUGUGAUGAUAUCAACUUAACACAGAGAAAGGGAAGAGUGUUGUCGAAUGAGUUUCAGAUAAUCGGUGAGGACUUUUUUGUGACUUUUAUCUCAUCAGUGGCAGUGUAUAUGUGUGAAUUGCGUUAGAAUAAAUUCAUCCCUGUAUAAAUUUUUCUGCUAUGAGUACAUCUCUAAUUUAUGUGGAAACUGGACAGUCUCAUUGCAUAUAAAGUAAUUUUCCUCAAUAUCUAUAUAACUUGCUACUUAAUAAAAUAAUUAUACCUGCAUUGAUGUUAUAUCCUCAUCAAUUAUACAUUUUGUUGUAAACAUAAUAUUGUUUUUGUGCGGAAGAUCUAAUUAUAUUACUUCUGAUGUUGUAUUGCUGGUAUGAAAACAUUAUAGAAUGUUGACAGCUGUGACACAUAUUUGUGAAUUACUACCUGAUAAUUAUGCCAAAAUUAAGAAUUUGUCAACCAUAAAUAUAUAUUGUGUUCUGCCAGAGUGACAUAAGAUGAAUGGGCUCAUUAAACUUUUUGUAGGAAAGAUAGUUUUGUGAUUUGAGACAUUUUUGCACUUUUUUUCAUAUUUGCUACCAGAAAAUAACUAAAAAUCCAUAAAAAAGAAUGUGUUUUUUACUGUCAUUUAUUCUCUGGUUCUGUUCUCCACUUGAAUCCUCCACAGCUCCAAUAAUGCAAAGGGUGCAUGUAAAUUAUCUUUUACAAUUUAAGAAAGCUAUAUUAAAUAUUAACAAAUGAUUUUCAACAUGUGAUAAAAUAACUUGUAACAUUUUGUUUCUUCAUUCGUACACAUCAUUGUCUGCACCAUUCUUGGUGCUGUUAAUGUCUUGUCAGAUUUCCAUUUCUCUCCAUAUUCGAUUCAAGAUCUCCCUGCUAACAUGUUCCGUGCAUUGG